AUCUAUCACUGUAACAGGUGUUUAUGACGGUGUGAGACACAUUUCCUGUGUUACGUCAGACCGGGCUUGGGUCUGUGAUUGGUAUGACAAUUUCAUCUUAGCAAAAACAAAAGAUGAAACACUAGAUACUAUAUUUGAUGGAUAUGGAGCACACACAGUGACCAUAAGAGGUGAACUUAUAAUUAUAGACAAGAGAUAUAACAUAAAACUAUAUGAAAAUGACAGGGCAAAAUCCACAUUGAUAAAGCAGGUAGAUCCAUGGUAUCCUUGGUGUGUAUUCCGCUCUCCUAUCAAUGGGGAUCUUUUGGUCGGGAUGUAUAAAAAUGAUCCUGUAGAAAAAGCCAAAGUAACCAGAUAUAGCACCACAGGACAACACAUACAGACCAUGCAACACGACAGUGCGGGUCAGACGCUGUAUAAGAGUGCUGGGGACAUCACAGAGAACCGUAAUGGAGACACUGUUGUGUCUGACUCACGGCUUCGUGCAGUAGUGGUGACUGAUCGUGAAGGUAGUCACCGCUUCUCCUACACAAGACCGCCAUCAGGAGAAGAAAUAUAUCCAUGUUCAAUCUGUACCCACGCUCUGUCACACAUUCUGGUGCGUUAUGCUUUCAGUCAUACAGUACAGAUGAUUGACAAGGACGGGCGGUUUCUGUCAUUAUUACUUACACCACAAUAG
Saccostrea cuccullata (small rock oyster) is the source of this 679-nucleotide messenger RNA. RefSeq lists its product as uncharacterized. The record is from RefSeq and is a predicted model, not a curated record. The annotation marks the transcript as partial. NCBI's taxonomy places the organism in Eukaryota, Metazoa, Mollusca, Bivalvia, Ostreida, Ostreidae. The transcript has a single exon.